Messenger RNA from Ruditapes philippinarum (Manila clam), 1293 nucleotides. RefSeq lists its product as uncharacterized. The record is from RefSeq and is a predicted model, not a curated record. The transcript is spliced from 10 exons. Bases 1 to 1293 code for a protein of 430 amino acids. NCBI's taxonomy places the organism in Eukaryota, Metazoa, Mollusca, Bivalvia, Venerida, Veneridae. Gene Ontology annotation, molecular function: metallopeptidase activity.
AUGGGCAUUAAGCUAUAUUUCAUGUUUCAGAUUGAUCUACGGUAUCAAACUGUGACAGACUACUCGUAUUCAAUAUCCUGUCUUUUUGCUGGAAUUUACAUAGCUGAUGUUUCAAGCGAUGCACCUUUUGUAGAAGACCAUGUCUCCAAUAACCAAGCUGUAGCUGAAACUGUUCUAAGCGCUUUCAAGGAAUGGGGAGAGGAUUCACUAGGAGAUUUUAAUUAUGACCAUGCUAUGUUGUUUACAGGGUACGAUAUUGGAGAAACAAUUGAUGGCGCAUUUAUUUCUGACAUAGCAGGUAUAAAAGUUAUUAAUACAUGGUGGAAAUUCCUUGGAUCAUCACAUGAUGGUAGUUCAAAUACUUGUUCUGGUGGUUAUGUCAUGGAGCCGUCUGUAAAAGUUAGUGGAAAUGCAUACGAAAACCUAGAACUUUGGCAGUUCUCCUCUUGUUCACAGACAUAUUUUGAUACUUAUAUCACGGAUUUAAAUGAUGCAUCCUUAAACUGUAUGACUGUAAGAACAGCAACAUAUAAUGAUGACCUUGACCCUUAUGUAAAUGACAUUGCGGGUCAGCUUUACAAUCCUGAUAUCCAAUGUGAGCGGAUAAGAGGAUCAGGAUCGUUUUUGUACAGGUCCAAAUACGAUGGUAAUUAUUCAACAAUAUGUCAGUCAAUGGCAUGCGCCUCAACAACCACUUCUGGUAGUUACAACUACUACAUUCCAUGGGAAGGGACUACGUGUGGAAAUGGCAGGAUGUGUCAAUCAGGGCAUUGCGUCGAAUCUCCCUUAGCACCUCCAGUCGACGAUGAAACGUGUCUAUUCGGAGAUGUUCCUUACAACAUGCCGUUCCAGACAUCUGGUUGUUAUGAUUUUCUCGGAACUCGUGAAACAUCUUACAAUUGUUACCAUGAACCGUACAGGCUACACUGUUGUGAAACUUGUGAAGCUAUAAGGCAAAAUAACACGGCGUAUGUAGAUUGUGAAUAUGGAGAUAAAGGUACUGGCUGUUCAGAAAUUUCAUUAUAUAGUUGCCGGUCUAACAGUGAACUAUGCUGUCGAAGAUGCCAAGAUAUACAAUUAGAUAUUCUAGGUUGUCCUUGGGGUGAUUUGUAUUCUAGCUGUGCGGAGUUAUCUUGCAGCACUUACUCUAAAGAAUGUUGUCAAACCUGUGCAUCUUCUACCACCAUAUCAAUAAAAAUUGCUCCACGCCCGAUGAAAAAAACAAAAGCCCAAUACCCUAACAACUUUUUUAAAAUAAAACAACAAACCCUUAUUCUCCCGCAACAAUUUUAA